Molecule: messenger RNA, 768 nt
Organism: Photinus pyralis (common eastern firefly)
Lineage: Eukaryota; Metazoa; Arthropoda; Insecta; Coleoptera; Lampyridae
Exons: 1
Coding region: 1-768 (255 amino acids)
Biological process (GO): DNA integration
Molecular function (GO): nucleic acid binding
Source: RefSeq, a predicted model, not a curated record
AUGAAUGGAAUUCAGCAUAUUACACCACCACCAUAUCAUCCUGCCACAAAUGGUUUAGCAGAGGUUUCGGUACGUACUGUAAAAACUCAUAUAUUAAGGGCCAUGGAAGAAAGGAAAUCCACAGAUCUUUUCGCUGCAUUAAACCGUUUCCUAUUGCACUACAGGAACACCAUUCACAGUAGUACGGGUGUUACUCCAGCUGAACUCUUGACAGGAAGAAAGCUACGCAUGCGGUUGGACCUCAUUUUACCAGAAGAGCAGCUGAAGCGGCAGCAUUUGCGUAAAGAGAAACGAGGGAGAGAUCCGAGGAGACUAACAAGAAACAGUUCGGGAGUGAAACGUAAUAAAGUGAGUGCGAGAGGCAAUUUUAAAAAAGGUGAUCGUGUUUUUGUGCGCGACUAUCGACGUGCUAAACCGAGUUGGGUACCUGCAGAAAUUGUAGAACAAAACGGACCUCGAAACUAUAAGACAUUAACUAACGAAAACUUUAUCUGGAGAAGACAUUCGGAUCAAAUAAUCAAAGGACCUUCUUACGAUGAUGAUGAUUUAUUAGAUUAUUAUUCACGUCCUUUGACUGUUGAUUCAAAUGCAAAUGUUAAUGAUGUUAACGAUGAUGUAGUAGAGGAAUCUGCAGUUGGAAAGGCUAGUUCUCCGGAACCAAUUAGGGAAGCUGAAACAAUUUCAGAUGAUUUUGCAGUAACUAACUCUAAAAGUAUGUUGCGCCCAACCAGAAACAGAAAACCUCCUGACUGGUUCGCAAAUAAAUAA